This is a messenger RNA of Paramuricea clavata, 729 nucleotides long. The record is from the annotation of a GenBank genome assembly. NCBI's taxonomy places the organism in Eukaryota, Metazoa, Cnidaria, Anthozoa, Malacalcyonacea, Plexauridae.
AUGAAAUGUUCGGCUCAAAAUAAUGUGGGUAUAAGGCCAAAGCAAGCUGAAGUAAUCCCUGUUGAGGUCGAACGUGGCCUUUGGGAGCAGGGUUUUUUGGCCAUUAACGAUCCGGAAUCCUUACUACGGACAGUGUUUUACUUAAUUGGUCUUAAUUUUGGCUUGCGGGCAGGUUCUGAACAUAGGCUUUUGAGCAUGAGUAGUUUUUCAUUUCACAGUGAUAACAGAGGAAAGGAAUAUUUGCUUUACAGCGAGGGUGUAUCUAAAACGUUUCAAGGAGGGUUAAAACAUAGAAAAGUAGCUCCACGAACGGGCAAGGCAUAUGCCAAUGUUGAAUGUGCGGAUAAAUGCAUUGUAAAUAUUGUUAAGCACUACAUUUCGAGAUGCCCUAAAGAGGGUUUGAGAAAAGCGUUUUGUUUGAAACCCUUGCAAAACUAUGAAAGGAAGCAAAUAUGGUUUUCCAGUGUCCCAAUAGGCCACAAUAAGUUACAAGGUAUGGUUAAGUGUAUAAUGGAAAAAGCGGGUGUAAAUGGGCACUUUACUAAUCAUUCAUUGCGGGCCACAGCCGUGUCGAGGUUAUUUCGUGAAGGCGUUGAUGAUAAGCUGAUAAAGGGGGUUACUGGGCAUCGUUCCGAGGCUCUCGAUUGUUAUAAGCGAGGAGCAGCAUGCAAAUGUCUCGAAAAUCGUGCAAGGUAUCGCGUCAGAGAAGGGUGCAACGGCGGAAAGUAG